Molecule: messenger RNA, 774 nt
Organism: Theileria orientalis strain Shintoku
Lineage: Eukaryota; Apicomplexa; Aconoidasida; Piroplasmida; Theileriidae
Exons: 5
Coding region: 1-774 (257 amino acids)
Source: RefSeq, a predicted model, not a curated record
AUGGGAAGUAAAUUACAUACCAAAAGACAAUUGCCUACAGUUUCCAGAUUAUUCCGAACGCCAAAAGUAACAUUUCUACUUAUAUUCAUAUUUUUCACUCUUAAAUUAGAACUGUGUGACUCUUUGAGCGACACCUGCUACAUUUGCCAGAAUUACGCUUUUGAGACCAAACAUUCAGACGUUUUUACUGGAAUUCCAAGGUUCAAUGAACUCGUAUCCUCGAUUUCGUACGAAUAUCUGUAUGAUAUCGUCGAAAACUUCAUCAAAAAACAAGAUGAGGUUGUGGAAUCCAACUUAAUUAACUUAAAAAACGAUGUUGAAAUGAUGUUCGCUCCAGUUGAAUCAUUUUUUGGGAAGACGCCAAACAGUAUCGAAACAAUGAAUAAUCGACUUCAAAAGUUCGUGGAAUGUAUUAAAAACAAAAGCCAAAACAAUAUAAGAGAUUCACUGGAAAAUAUCAAAAAUUCAACCCUAACAACAAUCGUUUCCGAUUUUGAUGAUUUGGCAAACAAAAUUAAAAUUGCAGAAAACGUUUCAUUCACAAACUUGGGAGAUGUGUUUGGCAAAGCCAAAUGUUAUUCAAUGUUCACAGAUGUGCAAAAGUGCUGCAGCCUAAAAUACAUUACAAGCACUUCAACAGAAAGUAUUGAAGCCAUAAUUGCUAGUAACCCUAGUCUGGACCUGAAGAAGUGUGGAGAUUUCGAAACUAUCUCUAAUAAGUUCGCGGAACUGGAGGAGGCUCUGAUUAAACAGGAAACAGAGAUAUGUGCAUAA